Molecule: messenger RNA, 2102 nt
Organism: Fopius arisanus
Lineage: Eukaryota; Metazoa; Arthropoda; Insecta; Hymenoptera; Braconidae
Product: HIRA-interacting protein 3
Exons: 4
Coding region: 162-1562 (466 amino acids)
Cellular component (GO): nucleus
Source: RefSeq, a predicted model, not a curated record
GUUAAAAAAUAAAUAGAACAUGGCGGUCACACCGUUGCCGCGUAGAUUUAUCCCGCGCAAACUCUAGGUGCACAUUCUCACGUUCAUCAAGAUAAAUAUCGAAAUAUUUUCCUGAAGCAGUCUACAAUAGUUUUCAGAAGUCAUCCCUCCAGAUAUUCGUCAUGGUUGAGGGCGAGACGGUGGAUGUGAAGACCCUGGAGAGUCCCAGUGCGUCAAAAUUGAAGGAAUCAGAUAAUAAAAUGGACACUGAGGAGGUGAAAAAACGUCCCAGGGAGGAAACGAGUGAGGAGGAAGAGCAGGAUGCAUCAGCGAAGAGAGCGAAAAAGGAAGAGAGUUCUGAAAACGAAAGUGAGACCUCGAAGAAAGCCAACGGCACUGAAAAAGAUACCGAGGUGAAGAAAUCAGAUAAAUCACUAGAACAAGGAGCAACAGAAUUGAGUGAGAAAAUCGAUAAACGGGAAGAGAAGAAGGGUGAAGAGUCAGAAAAAUUGGAGAAGGAGCAGGAAAAGUCCACAGAGGAAUCAAAAGUGACGACAUCUAAAUCGAAAGAGCCAGAGGUGGUGAAUGGGUUGGAAAUGUCUGUUGAAUGCGCCAGUGACAAGGAAGAGACGAGUUCUGAGAGUGAGGAUGAGAAGACAAAAAAGCCAAGACCCAAGACGAUUAUCGUUAAAGCGAAAGCUAAUGAUUCUGAAGUUGAAGUGAGUGGUUCAGAGGAUGAAGGGGCGAACAAUCAAGAGGAGGAGGGUAAGAAAGAGAAGGAAGAGAAGGAAGAGGAGAAGGACGAGGCGGUGGUGAAAUCAAAGGAUAAGGAGUCAUCGGUGAAGAAGGAUGAGGAGUCCGCUGAGACAUCGGGUGUUGAUUCCGAGGAGGAGAAUGCCUCGGAAUCUGGGAAGAAGAGCAAGAGAGGAAGGCCCACGAAGAAAGCACCUGUGAAACCUCCUGCAGACAGCAAGAAGAAACGCGGACGUCCCAAGAAACAAAUUGCGGAAAUCGAAAAGGAAGAUAAUAAAGAUAAAUCGGAUAAAUCUGGCGAGAAAAAGAAAGAGAAAGCGAAUGAGGAUGAGAGCGAGGACUCCAAGAAAUCAGGGUCUGAUAGGAGUGAUGAUGAGUCUGAGGAUGAUGGAGGAGACUCAGAUGACAAGGGAAACAGAAAAAGAAAGGGGAAUAAUGGGCCACCAGAGAAAGACACAAGGAUUAAAUCUAUGAAGAAGUACUUGAAUGUAGCAGGCAUUCGUGUGAAAUCAUUCGAUGAACUCUGGGCUGGGUGUAAAACCAAUGCUGCACGUCUAAGACGUAUGAAAGAACUUCUGGAAAAGAAUGGAAUCAGUGGAAGGCCGUCGAUGGAGAAGUGUAGGCAGUUGAAGGAAAAAUUGAAUAGAGCCAAAGAAUUGGCAGAACUCGAUCCCCAGAACAUUAUCUCUGAAGGACGUGUGACUCGCUCAAGAACAGCUAAAACCCCCAGAAAGCGAAGUGCAACUCCACAGUCAUCGUCACCCUCAGUCACUCCAGACAAAGAGCUCCGUAAGAGAAUUAAAAAUGUCGUGGAUAGUGAUUCAGAGUGAGACGCCGUGAGGGAGAUUUUUUCUGAGUCUUCUAAUGUACCUCCCCUUUUUUUCUUGCUCGCUGUUAAACAGGAAGGAAAGUUUAUGAAUAAGUUUGCUGGAGUAAUUUACAUAAUUUCUGUAGCAAAACGAUAAAACGUAAAUCAGAAAUCAGACGUUCUCAUUAAUUAUGGACAUAGUUUGCAUUUCAGUAGCAAAUUAUUGCAGAGGAAGAAUAAUUUGUUUAAUUCUGUAAACUCCUUUACUGUUCCAACGAAAUAUUCGGCAAUUGAAUUACAAUGCUCUGACCCACAUUAAUUUUUUAUUAUUGAAUUUACUUCUCAUUUCUUUGGCUCCCAACAGCCUAGAUACUGGCAGUUACAUAUUGAAAAAUAUAUUUUUCGUAUCUCUGAAUGAUAGACGAGAGCUGUUGGUAUCUGAUAAAAUAUUUGUGUUUAAAUGUUGCUGGAGUAAAUGAAUGUUUAACAUUACAAUGACUCGAUACUCUUUGUAAAUUUUUUUGAACGUUGAUGAUAAAAUAAAAGUACUUUAUUCUAUAAA